Penicillium salamii is the source of this 1302-nucleotide messenger RNA. The record is from the annotation of a GenBank genome assembly. NCBI's taxonomy places the organism in Eukaryota, Fungi, Ascomycota, Eurotiomycetes, Eurotiales, Aspergillaceae.
AUGGCCUCGCCUUUGGACCAGGUGAUCAAAGGCGCUCCCACACCAGAAGCCCGCGCGCCUCGAGAGCCUCGACCGGAUACCGCGCGCCCCUCAACACCAGACCCGCUAGCAAACCUCCCUUCCUCCCCGCCACAGAUCUAUCUCAACCUCUUGAUCCUCGAAACCUCGCUCAGAGCCCAGUACCUCGCCCUCCGUGAACGCCGCCGCCAAAAUACCUUCUUCCUCCUCCUUCUCGCCGCUUGGCUCGCCUACUUCGCCUAUGCGCUCUUCCUGCGCCCGCGCGAAGAUGGUCGUGGUGUCGGUGGCUCCGUCUACUGGGUGGUCGAGAUGGGAGAGAAAGUCGCCCUGCUGGGUGGGGUGGUGACUGCCCUCCUGGUCUGGGGUACGGGGCAAUGGGAACGGGGAAUUCGCUGGCCACGCCGUUGGCUGGCGGUCUCCAAUCGUGGCCUGCGAACAAUGAACACCAAGAUCAUCGUUCUUCGCGGUCCCUUUUGGCAGGAACUGCUUUCCUACUUGUCCUUCCUGUUCCCUUUCUAUCUUCCAUUCUUCCCCUCUCCAAAUGGCAACUAUCACUUCGUCGAGCAAGACAAGCGCUAUGGCAGUCGGCAGCACUACCAGUAUUACAAUGGCGACAGCGAGGCUGGGCUCAUAGAGGAGGAUCUUAGCUCCGGUGGUGACUACAUCCGUCUCCUCCUUUUACCCAAAUCCUUUUCCCCGGAGUUCCGCGAGAACUGGGACAACUACCGCACCGAUUUCUGGGAGAAGGAGAAUGAGCGUCGAGCCCAACUCCGCAUCAAGCUUCGUGAGCGAGAGAAGCAGCUUGCUCAAGCCGAUGGAUGGCUUGGGAGACUUGGGCUGGGCUGGCGCGCUUCACAACGCCGCCGUCUAGUUGCCGCGACUAUGAACCGACCCAUCGAGCCCGAGUUCAAGCAGCGUCUCGCCCACGGUCACCAUCCGUCUAUAUCUAAGGAACGUGUUCCAUCGCGCCGCCAUACACGAUCCGAGUCCCACUCCCGUACUUCAUCUCGCAGUACCACGCCCGUCGAAAUUGAUGACCGACCACCUUCGCGCUCAUCGACGUCGAGCCGGCCCCGGCGGGGAAGUACCGCGUCUGGGCAGGAAACGCCGCAGCAGCGGAAGCGGAAGGGGUCGACGUUGAGGCGGGGUCUCUCUCCUCUGACGCAGGCGCAAAUCCGGGAAGGAGUGCGUACGCCUUCGUUCUCAUCUGAUGAUUCUAUUCUACCCAUGGGGAUCAGUGAGAAGGACAGGGAAGAAAGCCUGACUUCUGUUCCACAAAUGUAA